UUGUGCCUUUGGCUCGCUGGUGUAACACCGUUAGCUAUUUUUACAACUUUCUUUCUUUCUUUCUUUCCAAAGCUGCACAGUGAGCGUGACAAUGUCUAGAGCCUGAGAAGUGAGGAUGUGGUCAGUGAUAUCGGUCUCACCUUACAUUUCAUGGGUAUUUUAUAUGACUUACUGCGUAAAUAUGAAGUGGAUUUCUCAACACUGUUACUUAAUGCAUCUGCAGCAGUUGUUGGAAAUAUGUUCACUUAAAGCUUAAAGCCUGUGUUGUGAAGGAGAUGCUGCAUUCAUGCCUGUAGCAGCUGAAGUUGGUGCCGGAGCCUUUCUGAAGGCCGGAGCAGUUGAGGGUUGAUUCCAGCGCUUUUCUUUGUCGAAUUAAUUUGUUCACUUAUGCAUGCACCUCCACUUGAAAGCACCUUGGGCUCCCCGGUGGAAGUGAUAAUUUGGGGGAGUUUUUUUCGGGUGUUGGGGAGCGGUCGGAGUGCGUAGGAGUUGGAGUGUGUGUGCAUGUGUGUUCCGCUGAGCCCUCGCCCUCCAUGGAUUUACUCAAUCUCCCCUACACUAAAGUGCUGAUCCUGGGCGCCAUCGCCGCCGCCUCGGCCUUCGUCGUCACCAUCCUCAUCGUGCUGGUGUGUGUGGGCUGUCAGAGGAAAGGCAAAAGUAAACAUGCCCAGUCCAACGGAGGGAGUCACAAGGUGGAUACGGGAGUUCUCCGGCAGUCCAAGCUGAACUCCAUGAGCAAGUCGGACACCCGCCUGCACGAAAUGCACCGAGUGCCCUGCAACGCUAAUGGAGCCCCCAAGAAUCGUCCAGCCAGCAUGGACCUGCUGCUCCUGCACAGCCGCCGCUCGACCUCUGACCUCCGUCCUCCGAGCUCGGGCCGGCAGCUACCGCGCAUCCCCACCAGCCCUGAGGGGGAGGAGCGGGAGCACACAUACUCAGAGGUGGGCCGCCGCUCCUCUCCGACACCCCGUUGCCUGGACGACGGCCUGUAUGAGAGCGUAGGCGUGAAAAGACCACCUCCAGACCCGUCUGCCUCAUCCCUGGCUCCGCCCCCAACUUCAGCUAACGCUUCGGCGCAGGGCCACACCCACAGCCCGUCCACCAACGGGGACGGCCGCGGAGGAGGAGGGAGGGCAGGACCAAACGAGGCAAUGCAGGAGGCGGUGACGGCCGAGUACGCCACCAUCAGGAAGGUGAGGAAGCUGGACAGAGGACGAAGGGUGAACGGAUCGGAGGAGGGCGAGAGCGUGUCUAGUACGGAGUCGUCCACUGGGAACCUGCACCGGAAAACAGUGGAACCAUUCCACAUGCCCAACUUCCCCAAGGAGGCAGUAUUCAUGGGCAAUGGAGAACAGUACAUAUGGAAACCACCAGAGGAGAACGACAUCGUCAUUUCAGGGGGCUCUUCGCUGGACAAUGGCCAGAGCCAUCCAAGCGCCGUCGAGAUCUCUGAGAUGUACUCCACCGUGUGUAAAACCCUGAAGAAGAAACAUCAACAGCAGCAGCAGCAGCAACAGCAGCAACAGCAGGGCUUAAGCCAGCAGGCCAGUGGGCAGACGGGCUCGGCUCCAUCCCUGGGGGGAGAGGAAGGCUCUGGGGCUUCUCAGUCUUGGCCACCAGGGGGAGCUCCUGAGGAGGAAGCACGGGGCAGAAUGUGCCCCCCGGAGGAGCACUGCUACGAGGCGGUGGGUGAGAAGACGUGGCCAAAAGCCAUCGAGUCAGACCCUGCGUACGCUACCAUCGACUCGCACCGCAAGAGAGAUAGGCCGGUGAGCAACACACUCAAGCCCAAGAAGAAGCCCUCUGGUCAGCCUCAGGGGCCGGGAAGGGCCCUAACCUGCGAGAACUUCUACGAGGCCAUCGGGGAUGCAAAGCAAGGGGCGAACGCCAUGAGUACCACCACCAUCUUCACCUUCAAUGAUGGCAUGGAAAUGUACGUCACAGGGCUGUAGAGAUGUGGGCCGGGACUCCUUGAAGACUUCAGUAUGGAAGUUGACCCACAUAAGCACACAUACACAUAUACACACGUUCCAUUUGCGGUAAAACAGCAGACAGCAUAUACAUCUGCACUGUAAGCAUGGAUGUGUCUGAGACCCGAAAGAUGCUGAGACACACACAUGCUAACACACAGACCUUUCCGUACUAAAUUACCAGACAAAAAGAUUCACUAUGUUCCCUAAUAAAGGGUUUGGGUUACACCAGGGUACUUCAACACUGACUGUAAAAAUCAUUCCGUCAUAAUGCUGAGUGACUUCAAAAGCUGUGGUCAAGCACAUUCUUCUCUUUGUCCAGCUCACACUGUCCCUGCGGAAAGGUUCUUUAGUUCAGUUAUGUGUGCAUUUGUUAGAUGGUGUAGAUAGGUAUGUUCAUUCCUCUUGGUGUUUUCAUCACUCUAGGCGAACUUAAAAUCCGUAAAAGGAUAUAACUCUCAAAUACCGUGGAAGUUUUUUUUGUUUUUUUAAUGAGAUGGCAUGCAUCCUCCACCCUUUCUUUGGCAGGCGAAAUGGCUCGAGCAACAGGGUUCGAAGACAUGGCAUGCUUUUUCCCACAGAGAGAAAGAGCCCGGCUGCUUUUUAUGUCACGGGCCGGACGACUGACUCUGACUAACUUUGACUUUCCAAGAAAAGAGAGAAAAGAAAUAUGAAAAAGAGAGCGCGCCGUUAGCGAGGGAAGCCUCAGUGCAGGUAGUUACAAAGUCAUUUCUUAGGGGUGUUGUUAACAUUUGGGUUUAUGAGGCCUGCACUGUCAGUAUGCUGGACCUCUGAGGUCUGGAUGGUUUGUACAGAGCUGAGGCCAGUAAAGGCUAUGAGUCUGGCAGGGUCUGUACACUUUCUCCACAGGUCACAGAACUAGGCCAGCUCCUCCGGCUUCCUGGGCCUCCGCCUGGUUGGCCUAUCUGCGGCGUUUAGCGGCGGCAGAGGCGAAGGAAAACAAAGCCUGAGGCUUAAAGUCGUUAGAAAGCGUCUUUUGGAAGGAAGCCUCCAGCUCUGGUCCGUCUGCGUGGCUCGACUCUACUGUAAACAAUGGCUUUUCCCACAUGCCCUGCAGGAGACAGGAUUUCGGAUUUUUGAGAGCAAUGGCACCACUGAACGAAAAAAGAAGAAAGGGAACAGAAAGAUGACCCGACCUAUUUGACCCCACUCCUCCCCCUUAAAGCCUCGACCAGCUAAACAAGCUCCAUAGGGGGCCUUGGUUACGCCAACAUGGGUUCUAGCAUACAUGACCAUAUCAGGGUCAAUAGAAUGGUCAAAGUUGGGGAUUGAGUGAAUGAAAAGACCAUAAUAUCAGCUCAGGGAUAGAGAAGGGAUUAUAUGUAUAGGAAAAAACGUCCAUUUCUUCUCCAACCUGGGGAGUUUUGCAUUUAAAUAUGUUGGGUUAUGUCGAAUAUUUGUUAUGCCACAUAUACUGUAAAUCAAGAGUAAAGAUAAGAUUUUUAUUGCACUCUAUUUUCUUAAAAAAAUAAAAUUGUAUCGUUGGUUUGUUUUCACACGUAGCUUUGUUAUUAAGGAUGCUAACAUCACUGCCAUGCACACGUGUUUCAAUAUUCUCUAGGUGGUUGUCACGUCCUUGCUUGCAAAUGCAUGCGUUUUAGAAAAAGUAGUAGUGCGCCCCCCCCCGCUUGAUAUUUCUUAUUAAUUAGAAUAAAUAUUCAUUAUUCUUGUAACAGACUGGGCCCAGAAAUGGCCUUUGCCUCAUACUGCAAAUAUCAGUAUGAAUUAGAAAUAAAAAAGAAAAAAAAAAAACAGAAAAAAGAGCAAGCAGGGAGGAGACAUCAUGGUAAUGGGUCGUCUCAUGGAUUACACAAUACAUAUCACCAGGAGUCGUUCAAAGCUGCACGGCUGCACACUCCCAGAGCAAGCCCAAACCCUUCCCAGCAUUAUUAAUCUGCGUCCUUGAGACUCAGCGGUUGCCAGAUUGAAGGAGGAAAUGUGCUCCCCUUAGCUUUGGCUCUGCUUGGGUUCCUCCCACUCUAGAAGCUGUCCGGCAAAGCACAGGGCUUGCUUUGUGCCGUGCAGCAGAUCAGGCCUUUUGAAGUUAAAAGCACACAGAGCAAGAGGAGUUUUCGGGGGGGCACAAUGGUCAUGCCAAACUACGGUUUCAGUGAAAAGGUCGGAACGAGCUCUACCAGAGUGUGACUUGUACAAGCGUACACAAGUCUGUUUUUGUGUUUAAACACAGUAUUUGUGGAUUUAAGACGGCAGCCUGGGACUUACAUGCUCAAAAAUAAAGACAUACACAAUUAGAGAGUCUUAGUCUUAGUCUUAAUACAUUCUACCACUCCCACCAGUCUCACACAGCAGGAGCCGCGAUGCUUUACAGUGCAUUGCAUUAUCUACAGUUUAACACAACAGGGCACAGCAGGACACAGAAACAGACCAAGUUGCAUGUAUAUAUACCUUACUGAUACAAAACAAAAAAAGUGAAAUAAAGGUAUAGUAUUAAUGUUUUAUGAGCUUAACAGAAGUUUAAGAAGUUUAUAUUUUGUUCGUUUGGGCUCUUGGCUGUGAAUUUCAAUCAUGUGUAAGUGCUAAACUUUUCUGUCAGGUAUUCUGCUACCCAUGCAAAUGUCUAGGCUCAACUUACUGUAACUGCGUGUAGGUUUCGUCUGUUCAGAUGUAACAGGGUUUGGUGUGUAAAAAAUCAGCUUAGUAAUAUAAUUCUGUGAAACAGAUUGUAAUGUUUUCUAUCAGAAUCAUUCAUUAAAAUGGUUGAAUUUUUACUUUUGUAAUAAAGUUGCACCUUAAAGCA
Messenger RNA from Colossoma macropomum (tambaqui), 4749 nucleotides. RefSeq names its product atrophin-1. The transcript is spliced from 7 exons. The coding region runs from base 534 to 1952 and encodes 472 amino acids. The record is from RefSeq and is a predicted model, not a curated record. Gene Ontology annotation, biological process: T cell receptor signaling pathway; negative regulation of T cell activation; B cell receptor signaling pathway. Lineage: Eukaryota; Metazoa; Chordata; Actinopteri; Characiformes; Serrasalmidae. Gene Ontology annotation, cellular component: plasma membrane; membrane raft.